Penicillium malachiteum is the source of this 342-nucleotide messenger RNA. RefSeq lists its product as uncharacterized. The record is from RefSeq and is a predicted model, not a curated record. The transcript has a single exon. Lineage: Eukaryota; Fungi; Ascomycota; Eurotiomycetes; Eurotiales; Aspergillaceae. Bases 1 to 342 code for a protein of 113 amino acids.
AUGUCAGCUGCUAAUAAGCUGAACGAAGAAAUUCCUGGGACACCAAGUCUCCCCCAGGAUUGCUUGGACAGCCCCUGGAAACAGCAGGUUUUGUUCCUGGAAGGCCUGAUCGAGUUCCUGGGAUCACUGAUGGGUCUCCUGGGAUCAUUGAUGGGUCUCCUGGGAUCACCGAUGGAUCUCUCACCGAGCGCGUUCGGCGAUAUAGGUUGUCUUGGGAUAGAAAAAACUUUGGCAUGUCGCAGGAAACUGCUUAUCCGACGAAACAUAUUGUCGUGGGAUAGGAGAAACCGUGGUCUAUCGCAGGAAACUGCUUGUCCGACGAAGCAGAUCAUCUUGGGAUAG